Messenger RNA from Camellia sinensis, 1170 nucleotides. The record is from RefSeq and is a predicted model, not a curated record. NCBI's taxonomy places the organism in Eukaryota, Viridiplantae, Streptophyta, Magnoliopsida, Ericales, Theaceae.
AUGGAAGAUGGUGCACUUGAGGAGUUGGCUAAGAAUUCCAUACCAUGUGUUGGAAUGGAAUUUGAAUCGGAUGAAGCUGCACAUGAAUUCUACAAUGAAUAUGGAAGGAUUGUGGGAUUUAGUAUUAACAGAGAUUACCAUACAAAAAGUAAGAAAGAUGGUAUCAUGAUUAGUAGAAAGUUUUUUGAUGAUAAUCACAACCACCUUUUGCAUAUUCCUCAAUUUAUGCAUAUGAUGCCAUCUCAGAGAAAGUUGUGUGAUGCUCAGGGUAUAAAUGUUGAUGUAGUUGAUGAUACUGGUAUAUCACUUAAGGCAUUACAUGAUCUUAUUAGUGCCUUAGUAGGGGGGAAGGAAUUUGUAGGGUUCGUGCAAAAGGACAAAAAAACCUACUUGCGUGCAAAAAGGCAACGAAAUUUGCCAUAUGAUGAAGCAGGAAGUUUGUUGAGAUAUUUCCAGCAACAAGCCACUAAAAAUCCAUAUUUUUACUUUGCAUUUCAGUUGGAUGUUGAUGAAAUGACUACUAACAUUUUUUGGACUGAUCAUCAGAUGAUUACAGAUUAUGGCAUUUUCGGUGAUGUUGUGUCAUUUGACACAAUAUUCCGAACAAACAAAGAGUACCGUUCACUUGCUUUAUUUACUGGCUUUAACCACUUUAGAAUGACUGUGAUUUUUGGUGCUGCAUUAUUAUAUGAUGAAACUACAGCAUCAUUUGAGUGGUUAUUUGAAACUUUCUUGCAUGCAAUGUCAGGGAAAAAGCAUGUUAGUUUUUUCACAGAUCAAGAUCAAGCAAUGGCUAAGGAAAUUUCUAAAAUCAUGCCUGAGGCGCUUCAUAGAAUGAAUAUUAUGGAAAUUCCUAAAAGGUAUAUAUUAGGUCAAUGGAAACUAGAUGCGAAGGAUUAUGCAAUUGAGGAAACAGUUACAGUGGUUGAGAAUGACCCUAAGUUGGUAAUAGCAGCAUGCUACAGAGAUCUUUGUCCUAGAAUGGUAAAACUAACAGCUCGAUCAUCUGAAUACAAACCUACCUAUCAAUUAGUUGAUGAAACUCUUAGGGAUUUGUGUGCAAAAGUAGACAAUAUAAUGACUUCAUUAGGUGGCUCAGGCGCUUCUAGUAGUAGAGGCAAUAUUGAAGUGGGUACCAAAGAAUUUGUAGUUGAUCCAAACUUUGCAUGA